Effrenium voratum is the source of this 1299-nucleotide messenger RNA. NCBI's taxonomy places the organism in Eukaryota, Dinophyceae, Suessiales, Symbiodiniaceae. The record is from the annotation of a GenBank genome assembly.
AUGGAGCGUGGCGGCCAGCUUGCCGAGCAUUCAUUGAAGGAGGCCAUGGCGGACGUUUCGAAGAAGUUGGGCUUGUUCGAACGCGUCCGCCAUGUGUGCCAAUCCGUCGCCAUCCCGCUUCCCGGAGUGGUGGUGGUUGGAGAGCAGUCUGCUGGCAAGUCAUCUUUGCUGGAAAAUAUCUCCGGCAUUCAGUUCCCAAGGGCGCAGAACACAUGUACAAGAAUGCCAUGUGUCCUCACCUUGCUGACGGACCCGACCCUGAAAGAUUCCUCUGCGGAAGUAUCCAUGGACCCCAGUUUUGCAGACGCAAGUAAAUGCUCCGUAUCUGAUGUCGAAAGCCACAUCAAGGGGCUUACCGACAAGCAUGCAACUGGCAACGAGUUCAUCUCAAGUCAGGCCCUCUAUGUCCGAGUGGUUCGCCGAGAGGGACCUCAGCUUAGUUUGAUUGACCUUCCUGGCGUGACCCACAACGCAGAUCAGAUGCAGAACAUCCACGAGGUCACAGUGAACUUGGUGGAAGAGUACAUCAAGCCAGAAGAGAUGGUGAUCCUUUGCGUGAUACCGGCCAUGUCCGACUUCGGAAAUGCGGAGGUUGUGAAGCUGGCGCGGAAGUAUGAUCCCCAAGGCAUCCGCACCUUGGGUGUGGUUACAAAGUGCGAUGACGCGGCCAACGCCGAAGCCUCUGACAUCGUUGAGAAGGAGAAGGCGAUCUUUACAAAGAAAGAUCGCAUGAAGACCUUACCCGAAAAGAAUUGGGGCACUUUGAAUCUUAUGGAAAGGGUCGCAAAGAUCCAAGAGGCGCGAGUGGACGAAUGUCUGCCAAAGAUCAAGGAUGCCGUGCGCAAGAAGACUGGCGAAUUGCAGGAGGAGCUGCGCAAAUUGCCAGCCCAAGCGGAUACGGAGGCUGAUCAAUUUCGGUUGUUCAAUGGCAUUCUUGCUCGAAUCAGGAAUGAUUUGGUGCGCAGAAUCCGUGCAGAGUUCAUGAGCGCAGAGACCUCUGACCGAGAACUGACAAUUGCGCCGAUCGUUGCUUCGAUGGUUCAGAGCUUUCGGAAAGAGCUGCUGGAGCGCAAUCCUGAUUGGUUGGGACAGGAUAUGAUCGAUGAGGUAGAUGACACAGUACAAACCUUUGUGACUGGGUACACGGUGGAGAACCUGGUCGGCCCCCAUGUCUUUAUCAACCUGAUCAAGCAAACCUUCAUCGAAGAAGGGCUUUUGAAAGACAGCGUGAAUGGGCUGGUUGGAGACGUUGGUGAGCAUCUUCGCAAGGUGAGCCACAAUCAAGCCCCGGGUAGAUGA